GAGCACAGCAAUCCAAAGUGUCGGUUGUUUAUAUUCAGUUCUCCACUCUGAACCAUCAAAUUCUUCUACUAAGAUCUCUUUUGGUUCCUCCCCACUUUUUUUUUUUUUUUUAAACGGAGGUAUUAGAACGGGUAAAUAGAAUUUUUUUUCUUUUUAGAUCGGCAGAAAUAUAAAGGUAUAGGAAAAAAAUCUUGUUAACAAACAGCAAAGCAAUAACUUUUUUCACGGAUGCAAACCGGAAACAGAGUAGUUAAGCCCAAACAAAAGCUUUCUGCUUAAAGUUAUCUGCAGGAAGGAGAUGGGUUAUUUUGAUCCUAACUUCUACUCUCUUGAAGAAUACACCGUCUCUCCACCAACGUAAUUUUUUUUUUUUUUUUGAAAGAAAAAAAAUAAAAUUGUUUUUUAAUUGACUUAAACAGUGAUAUAUUAUUCAGUUGAUUAAUUAUUAGACUUAAUUUUGGGUAUUGCUGCAGGGUGUCUGUUGAUAAUGAUACUUAUCCAGAUCAUACAGUUGUUAAGGUACUGAAAGCUGAUAUAUUACUGUACAUCACUGCAUAUAUAUUGACAUUACAUAUAACGCUUGCAUGGCCAAUUACUUUGCAUGCAGGUGAACGGUGCGAACAGGCAUGGAAUACUGCUUGACAUAGUUCAGGCCAUCACCGAUCUCGACCUCAUCAUCUCCAAAUCCACCGUCUCAGCCGAUGGGGAAUGGAUCAUGAAUGGUACACUAUUUAAUACAUUAUACUAUGCAUACCUUCAUGCAUGGAUCAUGCAUGCAUGAUGGAUAUAAAAUGAGAUUCAAUUAGAAUAUUAAUAUAUUAUGAUCUUCAUAAUUAAUUAAUUAACAUCGAUCGAUCGAUCACAGUAUUCCACGUGACGGAUGAACUCGGCAACAAAAUGACGGACCCGGCGCACAUCCGCUACAUAGAACAGUCAUUGAUGUUCGCCGAAAGGCGCGGAGGAGGAAGCGGCCGUCCGCCGGAUGAGGUGACGACAUGCCUGAACAACCUGCUCGGUGCAGGCCACCUUUCCUCCGAACACGCAGUGCUCGAAAUGACGGUAACCGACCACCCCGGCCUUCUCUCCGAGGUGUUGGCUACGCUCCUCGAUUUCUCCUUUGAGGUUAACUCAGCCGUAGCAUGGGCGCACAAUGGCCGCGCUGGUUUCAUUUUCCACGGCCCGAAUUCGCGUGCCCCGACGACCGGGUUGAAGGUGCAAUUGAGGCGUGUGGUUGAAGCCCAUUGUAUUAGGGGUAUUGAGAAAUGGCAGUUGGAGAUUUCGGGGCCGUCGCCUGAUCGUGCGCACAGUGCUGAGCGACGGCUUCAUCAGAUAAUGCGAGAGGACAAUGACUGGGAGGGGAUGGCCGGAAGGACUGAUUUUCCAUUGGCAUCAGAAGCUGUUGUGACGGCUGUGGAGAUGGAGGUGUCGGUGAGAAAUAAUUACAUGGUGGAGGUGAAUGUGAGGAGUAGGGACCGUCCAAAGCUGGUUUUUGAUGUGGUGUGCACGCUGCAGGACUUGGAUUAUGACGUGGUUCAUGCCUCUGUUAGCACGGAAGAAACCAUUGCUGUUCAGGAAUACUACAUCAAGAAAAGGGGUGGUUGGUCGAGGCUGACGGAGAUGGAGAAGGGGAAGCUCGUCGAGUGCCUCAUGGCGGCUAUAGAACGAAGGCCGGGGCCUUGGUGGAUGAGACUGGAGGUGCGAGUUCUCGAGUACCGAGACAGUUUGUUAUGGGAGAUCACGAGGGUCAUACGGGAGAAUGGAAUGUUGGUGCUGGGGGCUAAGUGGGACAAGAAGGGAGAAUUGGCUGCUGGUAUUUUUUAUGUCAAGGGGGGCUCAUCGAGCGGGAAUGUGGCUCGCCGGCUGAUCCGGUGGUUGCGCAACGAGAUCGGCGGUUGCGAUUUUGAAAUAAAAGAAUCCAAUAAUUCAUGAAGACGGUGGUGGUUCGGAUGUAUCUUGAUUUUUUUU
Molecule: messenger RNA, 1965 nt
Organism: Dendrobium catenatum
Lineage: Eukaryota; Viridiplantae; Streptophyta; Magnoliopsida; Asparagales; Orchidaceae
Product: ACT domain-containing protein ACR1-like
Exons: 1
Coding region: 898-1929 (343 amino acids)
Source: RefSeq, a predicted model, not a curated record